AUGUAUGGACCUCAUAGGAGACAAUGCGUUAAAAACAGGUUAGAAGUAGAACCGUUACUGUUUCCUGCACCCAAAAAUGAUGAUAUAGAGGACAGUUCUAAGCUCAGACGGGACAUUCCAGUAGCACACAGUAUCUAUGGUAUAGCACAAACUAUCAACUCGGCCAACUAUAUGUACUUCCUUGGCCGGAAGGAAGUAAUGCAGUUUGAUCAUCCUGAUGCAAUGAAAAUAUUUACAGAGCAGCUAGUCUUAUUGCACCAAGGACAGGGUAUGGACAUCUAUUGGAGAGACUCCUAUACAUGCCCCACAGAGGAAGAAUACAAAGAGAUGGUCAUAAAGAAAACUGGAGGUCUGUUCGGUUUAGCUGUCAGGCUCAUGCAACUUUUCAGCACAAACAAAAGUGACUUCAAACCCCUGAGUGACAUCUUGGGCCUGUACUUCCAGAUCCGAGAUGACUAUGCCAACCUCUGCUCCAGGCAGUACACUGAGAACAAGAGUUACUGUGAGGACCUCACCGAGGGCAAGUUCUCCUUCCCUUUGAUCCAUGGGAUCCGCAGUCGACCCGAGAACACACAGGUUAUGAGUAUCCUAAGACAGAGGACGGAAGACAUGGAUGUCAAGAAAUACUGUGUAGACCUGCUAGAAAAGUUUGGUUCAUUUGAAUAUACAAGGACAGUGCUCUUUGAUCUAGAAAAGCAGGCUUAUCAACAUAUAACAAACCUAGGAGGAAACCCCAUCUUAGAAUCCAUCUUGGAAGAACUUGGAAAACUCAUACGGCAUAGGGAUCAAUGACGUUUGUCCACCUGUAACAUCUGAACUUCCAUCUAUGACCGUCGUGUGUUAUUACAGGUGAAUCUACCAAUGUCAAAUCUCUUUGGAACACUGAAAUCUGUUUGACUUAGGUACAUUUACAUACUAAUUUAAAUAAUACAUGAUUUGCAUAUUCUGGUGUGAAAAGAAUACUUUUACUGAGGCGAUUCUUCGACUUAUGGAAGGUCUACUUAAAGCAGUUCUACUGUAUUUGUAUUGUUAUUUGAUGCCACCAGUGAUUGGUGGUGAUUUUUUUUUACCUUAUGGCUAAGAAAGCAUGAAUGCUUGUAAGCAAGAAACCAGAGGAACGACAGCUUAAGGUCCUCUCUGAGGAACCUGGCAAUGAGGACUAAUGCCUUACCAAAGGGCACUAGCGCACCAAGUAGGAGUCAAACCUGGGUCACCGGAAUCUGAAACCCCUGCUCUACCGACUGAGCUAUCUUUGCCAGUGCAACAGGCAAGAAGUGAACCACCCUUUGCCUCAGGUAUACCUGACCUAGUUGUGAAGAUAGACAAUCUCACCUUAGCUUUCCCUUACUAUACUAUACGACUUGAAAUGUGUGAUUGGUUGUAGUGUAAGGUGGACAUUCAUCUACUGAGGAUCAAUAUUUGACAUCCUAUCUGAGGAACAGAUUCACUGGGCAUCACAUGUAGCUGUCCUAGAGGAAAAAGGCAAAUUGAUACACUGCACAGGCUUCAGUCAUCUGCCUGGGUUUUACGUUGGUGUCUUGAAAGGCUUUUGUAUGUUUUCUUGCACAGCAUUGUUUCAGGAUAUGUCUAUAGUACAAGUUUGGAGAUUCUUAGGACCAAUGCUAGGAUCAGUGUAACAAUAUAAAAAAUGCUUCCUUGGAUCAGGGUCAGUAAAGUUAAUUUGUAUGUGAAGGCAGAGGGGGGGGGGGUGGAGAAGUUACUGUUAGAGUAAUUCAUAUCUCCCAUUGAGAUGUGUGCAUCAUUUUUUUAAAGGAUUUUUUGGCUAAUGUGUUUUUAUUCAUUGGAAAUUGUAAAAUUGUUUUUACAAUAUUUUUGCUGAUCCACUUAGCAUGUACUGAGUUACUGCAAAUAUCGUGCUAUACAGAUUUGCUCUUUGUGUGCUGCAGUUCUAUAAAUUAUCUUUAGAUUUGCAAAGCUUAAGUAAAUCAAAAUCAUGCUGCAAAUAAUUUGAUCACAAUUCAUGUAGUGCAGAAAUUCUGCCAUUUACAAUUGUUUUUCACCAAAGUGAUAACUCAAGAGUGGUCAAAAAGCUAAAUGUAACACCAUUUUUAUGUUGUCCUGUUCUAUUUAGAAAAUUAUGUUUCCCUGUUUAUAGAUGGCCUAUGUGUUUAUGACUGCUCGAAGAUGAAUGUGAACCGAAGACUCAGAUUAAGAUUUUUGAUCUGUAGAUUUUUCUCUUGCCACACG
Molecule: messenger RNA, 2208 nt
Organism: Lytechinus pictus (painted urchin)
Lineage: Eukaryota; Metazoa; Echinodermata; Echinoidea; Temnopleuroida; Toxopneustidae
Product: geranylgeranyl pyrophosphate synthase-like
Exons: 7
Coding region: 1-792 (263 amino acids)
Biological process (GO): isoprenoid biosynthetic process
Molecular function (GO): prenyltransferase activity
Source: RefSeq, a predicted model, not a curated record